UUACAUAGCAGACUGGACUGUGAGAGAGAGGAGAGAGAAGGCAUGGCAUUUGCUUAGACGGUAAUAGAUAACUACCGGUAUCUACCCCUCCAUUGGCUCAGUUCAAUUCUCAAACUUUUUUAACCUAAAGAAACAAAGCAACAAACAGAAUCAUCAAAGCAAGCUUUACACUUUAAAUGCUUCAUGAACUGAAAAUUUUCUUCUCUAUACUUUUUCUUUCACCUAGCAACAACACAUCCACAUUUAAGUCUUAAAAAUUUCUUUUGAACUUUCUAGGGAUCUGGGUCUUCUUUACUUUCUCAAAAAAUUCAUAGCAGACAUUUCUUUUGCACACAAAUUCCGCUGAAAAGAGAUUCCAAUUCCAAACUUAGUUAAAGUGUUGCAGAUGUGACUGUAAUGGUACAGAUCUUGAAAUGGGUGCAUUCUAAAAUACUUCAAUGAUGAGGUUAACACUUGAAGUACGUGACAGUGUCUCAGAUCUUUAAAAUCUAGAUCGAUGGCUUAUCCACCAGAGCAUUAUGGGUUGUGUAGUAAUGGCGCUUUGAAGAUCGUUUUGGCAUUGGUGGCUACAUUCUUGAUUGGGUACGUUGUGAGACCCCAAUUGCACUCAAGAGAGAGUUCAAGUGCUCAAGCUUCAUGUCCUUGUGACUGUGAUUGCUCUGAAGAAUUUGCCCUGUUUUUGCCAUUAGGAUUUAUCAACAGCUCAUAUGCAGACUGUAGUAACGAUGAUCCCGAUAUACAUGAAGAAAUGGAGAAGGAUAUUGUAGCUUUACUGUCAGAGGAAAUUGCUUUGCAGAGAAGAGUGGCUAAUGAUUCACUGGAGCACACCAGGGCAUUAGUAAUGGAUGCCAGGAAAGCCUCUUUACACUAUCAAAAAGAAGCAGAAAAAUGUAAUGCACAAACAGAAACUUGUGAAGAAGCAAGGGAGAGAGCUGAAGCAGGACUAGUUGAGGAGUAUAAACUUACAGCAGAGUGGGAGAAACGAGCUCGAGAACUCGGAUGGGAAGAAGAUAGUACAAGAGUAUAUACAUGAGGAUGGAUAUCAAGUAUGGAUACUUCUAUAACUUCAAUUUUUGUCUUUCAAUCGCAAAAUAGCUUGUACUGUAGUAAUAGUGAUUGCAAGGCUGUUGUCAAUACUUUUUUCAAUGUAAAUGAAAUGGUUCUGUAUUUCUUGAAUUGCUGGUUAAAGUAUCCCUUUUCAUAUUCUGGAUUGAAACUGAA
Messenger RNA from Jatropha curcas, 1221 nucleotides. RefSeq lists its product as uncharacterized. The record is from RefSeq and is a predicted model, not a curated record. NCBI's taxonomy places the organism in Eukaryota, Viridiplantae, Streptophyta, Magnoliopsida, Malpighiales, Euphorbiaceae.